AUGGCAACAAAUAACGAACAAGCUGUUACAUAUGCUGCUCUUAUUCUCGCUGAUGACGGUGUAGAAAUUACUGCAGAUAAAUUACUAGCAUUAACAAAAACAGCCGGAAUUGAAAUUGAACCAAUAUGGGCAAAUUUAUUUGCCAAAGCACUUGAAGGCAGAAAUGUUAAUGAUUUAUUGAUGAAUAUUGGUGCCGUAUGUUAA
Messenger RNA from Diversispora eburnea, 204 nucleotides. Lineage: Eukaryota; Fungi; Glomeromycota; Glomeromycetes; Diversisporales; Diversisporaceae. The record is from the annotation of a GenBank genome assembly.